Molecule: messenger RNA, 2040 nt
Organism: Exophiala xenobiotica
Lineage: Eukaryota; Fungi; Ascomycota; Eurotiomycetes; Chaetothyriales; Herpotrichiellaceae
Exons: 1
Coding region: 204-1754 (516 amino acids)
Source: RefSeq, a predicted model, not a curated record
ACCAAGAUGCGCAGCCAUGUCUGUCUCUGGUGUCGAGUCCAUUGUAGGUUUGGUAUUGCAAGAUAAUUCUGCCUCACCUCUGUCUCUGCGCGGAUGCUACUCCGUACAUACACCUCCCUUCCUCGCAUUCCCCUCUAAUCUGCUUGAGCACGCAACCCUUCUCACCGAGUCUUGAUACGUAUACCUUGCCGAAUCUCCAGUCCAUGGCGCCAUGGCUGCAUCUAGCAGCGCUGCCAUCCUCCCUCCUCGUCUUCAUAGCCAGUUCCGCGCUACCCGCGUGCUCUCAGGACCUGGACUGGCCAUACAGUCUCCCGCCCGAUGUGAAAUACUACCCGGAGGAUGAAUUUCUGGUCAAGCGAGACAUGGACAUCCAAAAGAAGCUACAAAGGCAUGCGGUGACUGGAAUAAGGAAGAUGAGCCAUGAUCCAGGAGAAAAAUUCUACCUCGCCUACUGGGGCAUGGCGGAAGAAGGGCAAGCGACGACAUGCUCCUCAACAUGGUCGAACGCCAGUUUAUGGACAUCAUUCGAGCAACCGAUCCGAGUCCAUUCACAUCCCCAAACCCAGACUUCCGUGGCUGGAUCCUGGCGACUACCUGGCUGGCACUUGUUAUUCAAACGCGGCUUUCAAUGUCCUUCCGGAACAUCAUCAUGUACAUCCAUUGACCGGCCCAACAGCUGCUGCGCAACGGGUUCGACGUGUCAGAUAGUCCAAGAUACCGGCCUCGGCGACGUUGGCUGCUGCCCCAACGGACAGACCUGCGCGGACUCGCUCUCGACAUGCGAAUCGGGGUAUACUUCUUGCCCGAACAAUCCCGGUGGAGGAUGUUGUAUACCGGGCUACGCAUGCUACGAUGUCGGAUGUGUGCAGACUUCGUACGCUACAGUUUCCACUCAGCCGGCGCCAACCCCGUCAACGACCACCGUCACAUCCUACACAACCAUCACGCCUCCUGUAACGAGUCCAACGACAACGUCGACGUCACGAUCGAGCAGUUCCUCCUCCUCUCCCACCACCACUCUCGCCCCGGACAUCUCAACCGUCACAAAAACCGUCACUGUAACAUCAACACUGAACACCUUGACGUGCAGCUCAGGCUACCGCUCCUGCCCCGCCAGUCUAGGCGGCGGAUGUUGCCCAACAGAUCGAUCCUGCGGAUCGGCGAGCUGUCCUGCCUCUACUACGACGACCUCUGCAACAGCCGCUCCGCCCGUUCGUCCCACGACACUGACCACGACUGAGGAAACAACCACCACCACACUCUCUCCCAGUGGGCGAUCGGCGACGACGUCUUCUCCAACUCGCACAAGCACAAGCACAAGCGCGAGCAGCAGUGUGAGUGUGACAGGCUGCCCGACAGGCUUCUACGCCUGCUCAGCUUACUAUCUCGGCGGCUGCUGCCAGAUCGGCCGGAACUGCGACACCACGAGUUGUCCCGCCAGUGUCUCGACAACGCUGGUCAGCGGGAGUACCUUGACCAUCGUGGCGCCGAGCGGAAGCGGGAUCACGGCGCCCGCAAGCGUCCUUACGGGUGCUUGUGCGAAGGGCUGGGCGACGUGCGCCGCCGAUCUAGGCGGUGGGUGCUGUCCCAGUGGAUAUCAAUGCGGCGAGGUGAGUUGUGCGGCUGUCGCGACGGGUGGGAGUAGUGUUGGGAAGAUGCCGCCGAACGCUGCUCCAGCUUUGGCUGCGGAUUUGUGGACGAUGAUAGCAGGCCUGGGGAUGAGUCUGGCAGGUAUGGUGGUUAUGACGCUGUGAAUAAGGUGCUGAGCGUAUCUCGGUUCCGUAUAUACAAAUAUUUAAUGACUGGAUGACGAGCGUAUUUGCACACCUGCUGCGCCCGUCGACUUCAAGCUGUCGAGGACGGCCAUUGCGGAAGAGGAUACAAAUUCAGUGGUGACACCAGAGGAUUGUCAACUUUGAAUGCUUCCAGGCUGAAGAAUCCUGACUGUCUGAUGUCUGAUACCUUUGACUAUGACUGCGACAAUGAACACUACCUUGCCGGCGCAAUGCUUGCGAACCCAGGUUGACCACAGUACUUCUC